AUGGUGCUCACUAUCCGAGGCACAGUUCCCCCGAAUCACGUCUGGUUUGGCUACCUGCGCGUUGCCACCAGGCCAUACUACCCUCGUCCCAUGCAGUGUUUUCUGUGCGGGAAGUUUGGUCACACCAAAGUUCGAUGCCCCAAUCAACCCAUCUGCCCAACCUGUGGCGAAAGCGAAAUUCACCAAACCUGUCCGAAUCCCGCCCACUGUGUCAACUGCCAAGGCGAUCACCCUACUGUCAACCGUGAAUGUCCCAACUUCCAACACGAACAGAACAUCAUCCGCCUUCGUGUGGACCUGGGCAUUUCCCAUCCUGAUGCUGUCAAGCAGUAUCGAUCUCGCCUUAAUGCUGCCACCAACUCAAAACUCCAGCUUCGUCUUGACAACGCCAAAUCCACUACCCCUGCCGAAGAAACCAGGAUCAAAUUGCUCGAGAAGCAGAUUGCUAUCCUCCUCGAGAAAAACGCCCAACUCCAAGCCCGAAUCCUCGAGAUUGAGAAGCGGAACAACACCAGUGAAGACUCGGAUACCACUCUAACCGACACCAACAGCGAAGCUUCGAUGGACAUCGAAGACCAUUCCCCAAGCGUCAACUCUACCCCAAAGCGUGGCCGAGGUUCUGAAUCCCCCGACCAGACUUCACCAGUGAGAAACACCAAAACCAGAAAAUCUACCCAACCCAACCCCCCGUGGUACGACACCCAAACCAGUUCUCGCACACCACCAGGUAACGAUCAUAGCCGCCCCAUCCCUCCCUCAACCAAAGGGUAA
Messenger RNA from Uranotaenia lowii, 771 nucleotides. RefSeq lists its product as uncharacterized. The transcript has a single exon. The coding region runs from base 1 to 771 and encodes 256 amino acids. Gene Ontology annotation, molecular function: nucleic acid binding; zinc ion binding. Lineage: Eukaryota; Metazoa; Arthropoda; Insecta; Diptera; Culicidae. The record is from RefSeq and is a predicted model, not a curated record.